Zingiber officinale is the source of this 1702-nucleotide messenger RNA. RefSeq names its product ultraviolet-B receptor UVR8-like. Bases 184 to 1605 code for a protein of 473 amino acids. The transcript has 9 exons. Lineage: Eukaryota; Viridiplantae; Streptophyta; Magnoliopsida; Zingiberales; Zingiberaceae. The record is from RefSeq and is a predicted model, not a curated record.
AAUGGCGUCCUAUAUAACCCCUUUCACGUACCCCAUUUCUAUUUACUGCGUGAUCUGGAAUCUUCUUCCCUCGGGAAGGUCAUAGGAAUCUCUCUGCCUCUCAGGUGAUUUCUCCAGAUCGCCUCCUCUCCCCACGUCUCCGAUCCGAUCGCAGAGGGACUGAUUCGGCUUGCUGCCCAGGCAAUGGAGAUUGAUGAAAUACUUUGUGAUGUUCGAGCUGUCAAUCUCCCGACGAAGAGUGCAAUAUAUCUUUGGGGUUACAACCAUAGUGGGCAGACUGCUAGGGAGGGUAAAGAAAGCCACCUGAGGAUUCCAAAGAGUCUUCCUUCCAAGCUCUUUGAUCGUGCUGGAGGAGAGAACCUCAGAUGGUUGGAUAUUGCUUGUGGCAGAGAACACACUGCAGCAGUGGCCUCGGAUGGAUCUCUAUUCACAUGGGGUGCUAAUGAUUUUGGCCAGUUGGGAGAUGGAACUGAGGAGAGAAGCAAGCAUCCCAAGAAGGUUACGUCAUUGAAGACAGAAUAUGUGAAAUCUGUGUCCUGUGGAGCACAUUGCACAGCUGCUGUUGCAGAACCUCGAGAGAAUGAUGGUACAAUAUCCACAAGCAGGCUUUGGAUCUGGGGACAAAAUCAAGGGUCAAACCUUCCUCGUUUAUUUUGGGGCGCCUUUCCUCCAAACACGGUCAUAUGCCAAAUUUCCUGUGGAGCAGUUCAUGUGGUCGCUCUCUCUGAGAAUGGCUUACUUCAAUCAUGGGGCUACAAUGACUAUGGCCAGCUUGGCAGGGGUGUUACCUCUGAAGGAUUACAGGGAGCUUGGGUAUUGAUGGCCUAUGCCAAGUUCCUAGAUGAACCACCUGAGCUUGUGAAAAUCGGGCAAGUCGCAUGCGGGGAGUACCACACGGCAGCAAUAUCAGAAGAUGGUGACGUGUACACUUGGGGUCUUGGAAGCAUGGGCCAGCUUGGCCAUUGCUCACUGCAGAGUGGUGACAAAGAACUGCUUCCAAGGCGAGUAGUCGCUCUCGAUGGUCUGUCAGUAAAGGAUGUUGCAUGCGGCGGAGUUCAUACUUGUGCUCUAACCACCAAGGGAGCUCUGUACACCUGGGGAGGCGGUCAGGCAGGGCAGCUUGGACUGGGUCCUCAGAAUGCUCACUUUUCAUGUGUUCCUGAUGCAUCCAAUAUGAUGCUUCGCAAUCUUCCCGUCCUCGUUCUCCCCGACAGUGUGCAGCUUGUUACCUGUGGUCAUUCGCACACACUGGUGUCCAUGAGAGAUGGAAGAAUAUAUGGAUGGGGCUAUAACAGUUACGGUCAGGCAGCGAAUCACAAGUCUUCAUACACCUGGUUUCCUUCUCCGGUCGACUGGUGUGUUGGGGAAGUCCAAAGGCUGGCAGCUGGCGGUGGGCAUUCUGCUGUUUUAACUGCUGCUCAUACCCUGAAAGAGCUGUGCGAGUUCAGGCUCGCUGAAAGCGUGAACCUAUCGAAUUGCUUUAUGAUUGCUGAUGCUGCAUCUCGAACAGGUGCUGAUUCGUUAGCGCAUCUGUGUGAAAGAUACUGGGAACAUUUGCUUGAGCAGGCCAAUUUGGAGAAUGAAGAGGAAGAAGACAACACGUAAUGUAACACUCAUUCUUUCUGCUGCUAAUUAAUUAAUAUUUUUAGUAAUGUAAAACAUAAAACCAUUUUUCCCUUUAAAAAUGGACCAUUUUGUAUUA